AUGGUUUUUAGAUUUUUGAAUGGCCUAAAUGAAUCUUUCUCUAUUGUGAGAUCCCAGAUUAUUUUUAUGGAUCUUAUUCCAACUCUUGAUAAAAUGUAUAGCCUUGUCCUGAGGGAAAAAACACAGAGAAGUGUGCUCUUUCAGACACAACCAACUUUUGAAAUAACUAUAAUGUUUACUGCAGCAGAAGGAAAGAAGAAAGUGAAGAGGGAUAUAAUUUACAAUCACUAUGGAAAGAAGGGGCAUGUGAAAGAAAAGUGUUAUAGGCUGAUUGGAUUCCCAGAGGAUUUCAAAUUUACCAAAGGGAAGAAUAACUUCAGAAAAAGGAAAGCAACUGUGAACAAUGUUUCUACACUUGUUGACUCAUCAGCUACAGAGAAUCAACCUGACAAUGAAGAAGAGUCUGGAGGGAAUGCAUCUAUGUCUCAGAUGUCAAUCAUUAAGCAGACACCCCUUCAUGAACAGUGACUGGUGUAGCUAGGGCUUCUUUAGGGUUGUAUGUCAUGGAACCUAAGAAAUAUGAACAAGAGUUGUCAGAUUAUUGCUUUGAUAAACUUGUCAAGUUACCUUUCACUUUGUUAGCCAAUGCCUGUAAUACAGGACAUAAAGUUUUUGAUUUAUGGCAUU
This is a messenger RNA of Theobroma cacao (cacao), 627 nucleotides long. The record is from RefSeq and is a predicted model, not a curated record. Lineage: Eukaryota; Viridiplantae; Streptophyta; Magnoliopsida; Malvales; Malvaceae.